Molecule: messenger RNA, 606 nt
Organism: Penicilliopsis zonata CBS 506.65
Lineage: Eukaryota; Fungi; Ascomycota; Eurotiomycetes; Eurotiales; Aspergillaceae
Exons: 5
Coding region: 1-606 (201 amino acids)
Biological process (GO): phosphatidylcholine biosynthetic process
Molecular function (GO): S-adenosylmethionine-dependent methyltransferase activity
Source: RefSeq, a predicted model, not a curated record
AUGGCGACUCUCUCGAACUUUCUCGAUCUCUCCCAGCAGUCUCUUCAAUGGUCUGCACUCGCCAUCGCUUUUAACCCGAUUUUCUGGAAUAUUGUAGCCCGUGCCGAAUACCGUGGCCACUAUCUGACCCGUAUCUUCGGCGGCCCAUACUACGGAUGCUACUUCCUUGCCUUUGUGAUUUUCUCUCUGGGCAUCCUCCGUGACCAUGUGUACCAGUUGGCGUUGGCAGACCAGCCGUACUAUGCUCCCAUCCACCAGCCUCUCCUGGGAGGCUUUUUGUUCGCUGUUGGCUCUGUUCUCGUGCUCUCCAGCAUGUGGGCUCUUGGUCUGACCGGUACCUACCUGGGUGACUACUUUGGUAUCUUGAUGGACUCUCCUGUCACCGGCUUCCCCUUCAAUGUCACCGGGUCUCCGAUGUAUUGGGGAAGUACAUUAAACUUUCUGGGUGUUGCUCUCUACAAGGGCAAGGUUGCGGGAGUGAUCUUGACUGCCGAGGUCUUUAUCCUUUACUUUUUCGCCCUCCGAUGGGAAGACCCGUUUACUGCAGAAAUCUAUGCAAAGCGUGAGCGGGAGCGCGCCAAGUCCAAGGGCGGCAAGAGCUCUUAA